AUGUCAUUGAAGACGGCCGAGGAGGUAACAAGGUUUCUAAGAUCUAAAAAUGAAUCCUUACCAAAACUUUUGGAGGUAGCAUUUUCCCUUCGCAAUGGAGAUUUACCUGUAUAUCUACCGCAGAAAGAUGUUGUACUACUAGAUUGGCUCCUUGAGAAAUUAUCGGCAAAUAAUGGCACAGCUUGGAGGUUGGAGAGUGGCUCAUGGGUUCUCUAUAAGUCCAUCUGGGAGGGUUUGCAACAAAAUAAUAAAACCGAAGCAAGAAGCCGGGCAUUUAAAAAUCACAACUUUGCAUCUAUUCUAGUAAACUCAUUGAGAGACAUUGCUGAGUCCCCUAGCUCAAUUAUCUCUGUUUUUCCUUCAUUGAGUGAUAGUCUUGGCUCCGUACUUUCAGCAACAAGGGAUGGUCAUAAUGUGGUGAUCUUGACAAGAUCUGGUCCACAAGGAGGUGAAGUAAAUACGAUAUCUCAACAACUAAUAUUGGAGUAUAUGAAUUGUGUGUUAGCUUGCACAAAGAGUGAAGAAAUCGAAAUUUUGUCACCCUUUUCAAAAGAGCUUCUUCGUACUCUAGAUCAAGUUUUGGUUAGAGGCUUAAAAUUCUCAUCCAAGUCAUCAAAUUCCAAUGGGGUCAGCAUAUUUUCGAGAAUCAUAAUUCUUCUUUCCACUAUCUCAGACCAAUCUAUUAUUUAUUUUAUUCACAAAUUACUGGCAUCAUUAUUUUCAUCAGACUCCUCAGAACUCCCAUCAAUCAAAAGUUCUAUUUCUGAGGCUAUUAAGUUAUUAGAAACAAGGCAUCAAUCAUCUGAUAUCCUUACUAUUGGAUUAGGAAAACUAUACAAUGCAAUGCUCAGUGCACCAAAUGGCAAAAUGUUGUCAAACAAAUAUUUCGAUGAGCUCAUCACGGAACACCCCCUGUCAUCAACAGUUUUGUUACAGACUGCUCUUGACAGAAAUAUCAAAAUAGAGCAGAGUACUAUUCGAAAAAUUCUUGAUAAACAGCUUCUUGACACCUCUAACACGGACUGGACUAUUGUAAAGUUUGUUCUUGAAAUUGACGGUCAAGUUGUUCUCCAAUCUGAGGUAUCGACUAAGCUUUUUGAAAGUAUUAAUACAGCUGAGUCUAAUGAUUCGCUAGAAGCUAUCGCAGCUUUAUUAGUGAAAUCAUAUUCGCAGCCUCGUGACAUGCCUGACUUCUUUGUCAAAUGGAGAACCACCCUUAUAGAGCAAUCGCCUACCUGGCGUAGUGAACAGGUUGUCAAGCAGGUGACCAGCAAUCUAACAGGCUUGUCAGUGCAUCAGAUCAGCUCUUUGAUUAAUGGUUUCUUAGAAGGACCGAGUGGAUCUGAACUGCCUGUUAAGAAAUCUAAGAAACGAAAGCUGGAAAAGUCGAUAGACGAGUCUGUUAUGCCUCUGGCAGUGCUUGUGAAUAGUUUGUCUCCUGAGAAAGUACCCCGUGUUAAGGAGUCGCUGAUGAAAAUCUUGGACACUGAAUCAUUAGAUAUCUCGAAGGUCAAAUAUUUAAUCAUGUCUCUAAGUCCUGACUUUGUAAGUUCCGCGAUGGUGAGCACCGAGUUUUCCAAGCACAACUGGCUAGACUAUUUUUCAAGUGUUUUCAGAGUUGCGGAGAUUCACCAAGUGAAAGAAUUUUCAAAGGUAGUGAAUGACCUGUUUGAAUUUUUAAAACGAAAUAAAAACAAACAGGUACCCACUUUCCUUUCGGAAAUAACGUCUCGGUGGCUUUUUUUGGUCAACCAAUCCUUUGACGAGUCUCAUAUUACUCAACUAGUUGAACUAUAUUUGGACAACUCUGCAAAUUUGCUGGGCCUUGCUAGCAACCCCUAUUUAUAUGAACAACCAAGAAUUAUCAAUACUCUGAUUUUGGCGGUUAGUCGAGACCUUGAAUCAAAAGCUCCACGGUUGCAAGCUGUACUACCUGCCCUGGUUCUCUUCCCUAUUGAUGUUUUUACAAAGGGUCACCGCCAGGAUCUUUUAGACUCACUGCUUACUUUGGAUAAGGAACUGGACAUUGAAGAUUGUAUCGCUCUUAGGAAGUGUCUUCGUUUGUUAUUAGCAAGACCCACCUUUUCCUCAAAAAUUGAAAAAGACUACGAUGUCAUUAUCAAUCUGUUUUCGUCUUCUGCGAAGAGCACUGAACUUGAGGCGGUAACAAGUGACAUUUGCACUUCCGUUAUCGGACAUCAUAUCAGUAACACAAAUGAAAGUAGUAAGGAGUUCAUUUCAUCUCUUGUUGCAAAAGUGCAGAAGAAAACUAAAAAGCUAUCUAAAAAAGCAUCAUUAGAAACCUGGGUCCUCAAAUUCGGAUGUAUCGUUCUAACGACGGCAGGCCUGAAUGAAGAGUUUCAGACCGAGUUUUUUAACUCCAUCAAACAAUAUUUAGCUGCCUAUGAAGACAGUGAGGAUAUGGCAUCUGUGUUGGAAUACCUGUUACCGGUGGUUCGUAUGACUCCCGAGCCAUUUCAUGAGUUCAGAGAUACUUUUGGCGAGAUACUUACAGCAAGUAUAGGCACCAGAAGAGUUUUUAUGAACUGCUUUAAAAUCAUGUGUCUUAUUGUAAAUGGAAUAUCCGACCUAAGAUCACUGACAGCGGUUUAUAUUGUUAUUGGUAAGUUUUUGUGA
This is a messenger RNA of Sugiyamaella lignohabitans, 2637 nucleotides long. RefSeq names its product putative nucleolar protein URB2p (gene URB2). The record is from RefSeq and is a predicted model, not a curated record. The coding region runs from base 1 to 2637 and encodes 878 amino acids. NCBI's taxonomy places the organism in Eukaryota, Fungi, Ascomycota, Dipodascomycetes, Dipodascales, Trichomonascaceae. The transcript has a single exon.